Molecule: messenger RNA, 225 nt
Organism: Bipolaris zeicola 26-R-13
Lineage: Eukaryota; Fungi; Ascomycota; Dothideomycetes; Pleosporales; Pleosporaceae
Exons: 1
Source: RefSeq, a predicted model, not a curated record
CACUCAGUACACUUCAACACGUCACCUAUAGGCUGUACGAAGAAUGCAGUUAGUCUCGCCUGGCUUAAGCAGAUAUUUGGCCACUGCACUAAGCAGGAAUCACGUGUACAGUACUGGCUCUUGAUCCUCGAUAGCAACGGCUUCCAUGCAAGGAUUGUUUUUUCUGGUACUGUGAUAAAAAACUACUACACCACAAAUUCUUGUGAUAAUAGUGACUAUAGGUAG